This is a messenger RNA of Malus domestica (apple), 1261 nucleotides long. RefSeq names its product transcription factor bHLH96-like. The record is from RefSeq and is marked provisional. Gene Ontology annotation, molecular function: DNA-binding transcription factor activity, RNA polymerase II-specific; RNA polymerase II cis-regulatory region sequence-specific DNA binding; protein dimerization activity. Gene Ontology annotation, biological process: regulation of transcription by RNA polymerase II. NCBI's taxonomy places the organism in Eukaryota, Viridiplantae, Streptophyta, Magnoliopsida, Rosales, Rosaceae.
UUUGGUCUUUUGGGUGUAGUGCUUUGGCAUAGCUAACUUCAGCCCUAAUAAAAAUUUCUUUGAUUUGGGUUCUCUUUUGGAGGAAAGAAAAAACCUCCUCACCCUUCUAACUUCCUUUUCCCUUUUGAACCACACAAAAGCCCCUCGUACACUUUCACUCACUACUAUAAACAGAUACUGCAGUAGUUAAAAAGUUAUUGGAGUGAUCAAAUCAUGGCAUUAGAAGCUGUGAUUUACCCACAAGAGUACCCAUUUGGCUUUGGUUGCAAAGACUACUACUCUUUUAAUGGAGGUGGUUCUUGGGGCAGUGACUUCAGCUUACAAGACCAACAAGGCAUCAAUGAAAAUUGGGACUACUGCUCAUCAUUUCCUUCACUUUUGCAAAAUGUGAAAGAUUGGGAUCCUAACUCCUCACCUGAGGCUUGCACAGUUGAUCAAUCUUGCCCACCAGGACACCUCUCUGCCAUGGAAACACCACCGCCCCCGCCACCACCAGCAACAACGAAUCGCCGCAAACGGCAUCGCACCAAGAGCAGCAAGAACAAGGAGGAAAUUGAGAACCAGAGGAUGACGCACAUUGUUGUAGAGCGCAACAGGCGCAAACAAAUGAAUGAGUACCUUGCUGUCCUCAGAUCAUUGAUGCCACAAUCUUAUGCUCAAAGGGGUGACCAAGCAUCAAUUAUUGGGGGUGCCAUAAACUUUGUGAAGGAGCUAGAGCAGCUUUUGCAGUCGAUGGACAGCAACAAGAGGAGCAAGCAACAACCUUUGGCAGAGUUCUUCACUUUCCCACAAUUCUCAACUCGAGCAACACAGUGUAACCAAUCAGCUGGUCUCCAAGCGAACGAGUUGAAUACGACUCAGUUUAACAACAACCAGUGGGCAGCAGCAGCAGCAGACAUAGAAGUCACCAUGGUGGACAGCCAUGCCAACCUGAAGAUACUUUCCAAGAAAAGGCCUAGACAGCUGUUGAAGAUGGUGGCUGGGUUUCAAAGCCUUAGGCUCAGUGUUCUUCACCUUAAUGUCACCACAGCUGAUGAAAUGGUCCUCUACUCGGUUAGCGUUAAGAUUGAAGAAGGGUGCCUGCUCAAUACAGUGGAUGAAAUAGCAGCAGCUGUUAAUCAAUGCUGCAGCAUUAAUCAAGAAGUCGACUUUAAUUAGCUGAAAGUUUAAUCCUUUUGUUUGAGUGGAUUAAUUUUUCUUCCUUCUCUUUUGCAUUAUAUUGUAUGGUGUAUGUUUGCUUAUUGAGAAAAAAUUAAACUAA